Messenger RNA from Phalacrocorax carbo (great cormorant), 1209 nucleotides. The record is from RefSeq and is a predicted model, not a curated record. NCBI's taxonomy places the organism in Eukaryota, Metazoa, Chordata, Aves, Suliformes, Phalacrocoracidae.
AUGUGCGCGGGCUCGGCGCUGCGGCAGGAGUACCAGCGCUGCCUGGAGCGGGAGUUCCGCCGGGGCCGCGCCGGCACCUGCUCCGACCCGUCCUUCGGGGAGAGGCUGCGGCAGCGGCUGCGGCAGGAACCAGCGCUGCUGGGGGCCCUGCAGGACGACGCUGCGGCCCUGCUCUCCCAGGGGCUGCGGGGCCGCCCCGAUCUGGGGCUGGCACUGCAGGGUCUGGCCAGCGCCUUCCGCCUCCUGGAGCUGGCAGCCGUCAACCUCUACCUCUUCCCCUGGCGCAAGGAGUUUGGCACUGUCCAGACCUUCUCCGGGGCUUAUGUGCACUUGCUGCGCCCAGCGCUCCCCGAAGCCGACUUGGUGCGGAGUUUCGGCCGGCUGGGCUACGAACAGCGUGACCCGCAGUGCCUGGCCAUUGCCCGGCCGCUCCCCGGGCCCGAGCUGGCCGCUGCCGCCUGCGGCUUCUUUGCCUGCCGGCUGGAGUGUGAGAUCCUGGCAGAGGUGGUGCUGCGGCUACAGCCACGCCGGCUGCGCGCUGAGGACCUCCUGGAGGCGCGCCAGCUUGCCGGGGACGUGGAGGCCUGCGUGGAGAUGCUGCAGCGGCUGGGGACGCAGCAUGAGGCGGCCGCUGGCUGCGGCGACAGCAUGGAUAUCUACCAGGAGACGCCAACCAGCCCCAGGGAUGUGGGGGGAGAGGACGCAGCCCGCCCAGCACCGUGGAGGGACCCCAGCAGCCCACGGCGGGCUCAGGACAUGCCCAGGAGGGGCUGGGACUGUUGCAGCGAUGGUGAGCGCAGGCAGGAGCCGCUGCCCUCUGUCAGCAGCCCUGACCCGGACCCCUCCUCUCACCUCUUCCUGGAGCAGGAGCGCAGCAGGGCCGGUGGCCCACUCUCCGCCGUGGCUGUGGGGAGCAGAAGCUCCCCAGGGCCAGGAGACCCCCAGGAUUUGUCCCCUGCUGCCGCCCCACCCCAAGAAGCCCCUGAGCUGCCCUGCUACCAGCUGCACUCCUGCCUGCGCCGGGGCACGCUGCCCUCCUACUGCUGCACCACCUGCCAGCAGCUCCACGCCGGCGCCUGCGCGGCUGGGCAGGCCUGCCGCAGCCGCCACCGUGGGCAGGAGCUGCGCAGCGAGAGGCAGCAGCGGCUCUGGCUGCAGCGGACAGAAGUGGACAUGCUGCUGGCUGAUGGCUCUGGCCCCUGGGCAUAG